UGGAGGAGGACGCCCUACCAGACGAGAAGGCUGGCACGGGAGAUCCCGUAGAGCAGGCACUGCUAAAGCUGACGGAGAUCGUCGGUACUUUGGCAAAAGACAAGAGGCCGCGAGACCUCGAUGCCAUGCUCGACGGCUUAGAUCCAGAGGUAGGAGAGGCUUCGAGCUCUGGGUCAGGCAAAGGCAAAGCUGCAGUUUACAAAAAGCUGCAGAGCAGUUUGACCGAGAAUCCAGCAGUGAUCUACCAGACCAUCGAAGCUCAGUUGGAGAAGGACUUCAACCUGAUGCGAGCGGCUCCAGGAGCCACGAUGCAGCAGACAUCAGCCAGAGCCUGGUUGGAGCAUCGCCCGCGGCUCGGGUAUUACCCGACCACCAUUCGCUAUGCUUGGGCGCUGACGGGCAUUUGGGACGCGCUCCGCAGUGGGGCCGUCAAAGAAGCCAGAGCCCGCUGCGCGCUGGCUGUGGCGGCGUGCGAUCAGUCUUCCAUCGAUCAAGGCAGCUGGCUUCUCAGCCAAGAGGUCCUGUUGGAGCAGCCUGCUCCUCUUCAGUCUUUUCAGGGCCGCAGGAGCCCGGAACCUUGGGAGCAGAGCGGGUCGAAGCUUCUGGACGAACGCUGGUUGGAAGUCUUCAUGUGGAGGCUGAAGAGCAAGGACAGCUAUCUGGAAUCCAGAAAGCGCCUGAAUCAGACUGGAGGAAAAGGCAAGACCGAUGCGGGAGGAGGACCAUCCGUGAAGGACGCCACUAUGACGGCCGAUGCUGGCGGCCGAAAAGUGCCCGGAGCAGGCGCUACCAGCGUUUUGGGCUAUGAACUAUGGAAUGGCCUUUUUACCGCGCUUUCUCGAGGGAGAUCGCGCCUAAAACUUGCUUGGUUCCACGCCAGGGCAUCCCGUGCUCAGACUCGGGCACCACCUGGGGCACUGUGGCCUUUGCCGGUCCCCUUUCCUGAGCUCCAUAGAAAAGGAGCAAACCGUGGCCAGAAGGAUGCCAGUAGAAAGCUUGGCUUGAACUACUGUGUCAUCGUGCUCAACUACUUGCAUGGCUCCGAACGUCACUGGAAGUCAGUGAUUCCUCCGCUUGGCACACCGCUGAAUGGUUCCCAGUGGGAUUUAGUGCAGAGGCUGAGGAGACAGGUAGAUGUUUGGAAUGCAGAAGCAGUUGUGACUAGCGCGGAAAUGGGCAGAUCCGCGACAAAAGUUGAAAGCCUUGAGGAUGUGCUGAACCAGCUGCAGGCAGAAGCUGAGCUCGUGCACUCUGGGCUCAAGAGCUAUGGCAGUAAAGCAGAGGAGAGACUGAGGACUGAUUGGGGCAUGAAGGGGGCACCGGGAAGCGUUGUUGGUAAACUAGAUGUUGCACCAGCUCAUCCUGCAAAAGCUCUUGAACCUGAUCGGCUGCAGUUUUGGGGGGAACCUUCUUUUGAUCCGCGACCCUUUAUGGAUCCGGCCAACGUCUCAAUGUUUGAGUUCCCCUUGCAGCAUGCCAUCGACCCUGCUGAGCUGCCAGAGCGUCCUCCAAGAGUCAGGGUAAGGUGCCCGCCAACUCAGAGGUUAGCCUUCUUACGGAAGUUAGACAGCUGCAAGCGUUUAGCCCUCAGGCCUACCCGGACUAUCCGGGAAGGGUUUCAGAAUGGUGUUUUUGCCAUUCCCAAAGAUGAGCAGCGGGAUCUUAUGGUUUUAGAUGCACGGCCCCCAAAUGCACUGGAGCAGUCAGAGCAGCGUUGGAUCAAAUCUCUUGCUGGUCUUCACCAAUUGCAGCAUUUCUUUUUGCAGGAGGACGAGUGUUUGUACUUGUUUGCUGAAGACUUGCGUGAGUUUUACCAUGCCUUUGUGAUUUCCGAAGAGAGGAUCCUUCGAAAUGCCUUAAAGAUGAGCUUCAGACCAUGGGAGCUGAAAGCAUUAGAAUUGCUGCGAGAGAAGAGUGUCACUCCUUGUCUCAAGACCAUGGCGAUGGGCGACACCAAUGCCGUUGCAUUUGGCCAAGCCUCGCAUCUGGGGGUUCUCCUUCAAAGUGGUGCUUUAGAGUUGGACCAUUUCAUUACGUUGCUGGGUAGACCACCAAGACAAAGGUGGCUGGCUGGGCUCAUGAUCGAUGAUUUAGUCCUUCUAGAAGCCAGGCCUGACCAGGCGACUGAGGAGACAGAAGCUGGGGCGGCGCAGGCUGAGCUAGACUGCAGCCAGCGAAUCCGCCAAGUGCGCGAGCAGUAUGAGAAAGUGAGACUUCCGAGACACUCUGGCAAGGCUGUUUUCAAUGAGACGAAAGGCAGUUUUUGGGGAGUACAGAUGGAUGGUGUUGCUGGUGAUUUGCGCCCAAAUUUGAAGCGCAGUAUUCCCUUGAGUCACAUCAUUCUGCGAGUCUUGAAUCUAGGCUGCUGCACUGUCGCUCUUCUAGAAGUGAUAGCUGGUUCCUUGGUUUCAAUUUUCUCUUUGCGGAGGCGUUUCAUGAGCGUGUUGCAGGAGAUUUAUGAGGCACAGAAGAAUCGGCAGAGAAACGAAAUUGUUCGUUUGUCACCAGAACUGCAAGAUGAGCUGUGUUGCUCGCUGGCCCUCGUUUCUCUCACUCACCUAGAUAUGCGGCUUCGCCCCUCUGACUAUUUAGUUGCUUCAGAUGCAUCUUCUACGGCAGAAGGAGCUGUGGCCACAAAGAUAGGGCAGAAAGCCACAGAGGAACUGCAACGUCAUGCGCUCCAAAAAGGGCUGUGGAAUAGGCUGGUUAGUCCUGCUCAGGCCUACUUGAGAGAAAAAGGGAUCGAGGACCUAGAAGCUUGCGAGUUGCCGGAAGGAGAGUAUGACAUGCAUCCCCUUUGGCAGGAAAUUGUUGAGACUCAGGAGUUUGCGCUUUUUGGUGCAGUGAAAAAGGUGCGCAAACGAAGACACAUCAACCUGGGAGAGAUUUCAGCGGCAUUGCAAGCUGAGGUAGAACAGGGCAAGAAACAGCCAGACAGUUUUUAUUUACAUUUGCAAGACUCUCAAGUCUCUCUUGCUGCUCUCACAAAGGGCAGGUCUUCCUCUCGAUCUGUCAAUGCCUUGAUCAGGCAAUCCAUUCCAGAUGCAAUAGCUUACAACAAUAGAGCUUUUUAUGGAUAUGUCAGAUCUCGUUUGAAUCCUGCUGAUGACCCCACCAGAGACGUUGUCAUCCGCGCACCCGUCAGGACUGAAGCCGAGUGGCUGACUGACCUGAAAGCGGGCGAGUACGAAAAGCUUGAGGCUGCAUUAGCAGAAUGGGAUCUGACCAUCUCCGCUCUUCGCCAGCUGCCUGAUGAAUCCGAACUGCUUGCGCCUGCGCCGGUCGACAAGAGGACGGGCCUAGAGGCCCGAAAGCAGAGGAGAAAAGACCGGCGCAAGCAUGCAGCUGAGGUAAAGGCGAAGGCAGCCGAAGCAGUUCAGCAUGAGGUGGAAGAGCGGCAGGCCUGCAGUUUGAGUGAGGAGGCUCUUGCGCUUCUUCGUAGUUUUCCUGAAGAUCAGUUUAUUUGGCACCAGAAGUUUGCGUCGCUUGAGGACGCUCUGCAAAGUGGCGCAGGAGUGCUAGAUUUGUUUUCAGGGUCUAGAGGUUUUGCUCGCGCUUGCGCGAAGAUGGCAGAGACUUGGGUCCUCACCUUUGACAUUGCCCACAACGUCAAUGAGGACUUGCUGCAGGGUCCCCUCCAAAGUAAGAUCACUAAGUUACUCAGACUUAAAGCCUUCCGAGCCAUGGGAGCGGCGCCCGUUUGCUGCUCAUUUAGCACUGCUAUCACGCCUCCGUGUCGCUCGAAGCAGCACCCGGAUGGUGUGCCUUGGUGUUCAGAGAAGCAGAAAGUGAAGAACGAGCUGGGAAACGAGAUGCUGCGCUUUGUGCUUAGCCUGAUUCCGAUCUGCUUGGCGUUUGGUGUAAUUUUCUUUGUAGAAAACCCAGAUGGUUCAUGGAUGUGGCGCCAGAGAGGAAGUUUAGCUUGGGAUCCUGUUUUGGGUACGGGAAAAAUAGGCGAUCUUCGCCUUGACUACUGCCGCUUCGGGACCCGCUGGAGGAAGCGGACUCGGUUCCGUACGAACUCACACCUGAAAGGGCAAAGAGUGUUUUGCCGGUGCAAUAAGCCGCACAUACAGUUGCGGGGAAAGUGCAAGCAUACUGGUGUCAACUUCACUAAGUUGGCUGAGCCGUAUCCAAGACAAGUGUGUUUUGCUCUGGCUUCUGGUUUGCUGCGCGAUGCAGGUUUCCUUGGCAAAUGCGGGAAAGUUGAUGUAGCUGCAUGUGCAAAGGUCACACAUGCUCGGAUUGGCGAAGCUUCCAAUCCGGGACCUCGCCGUGGCGUUCCAGAUCGAGCCCCGGAAGAUUUGGCGCGGGCGGAGCUGCUUGAACCCGCCACUAUUGCGGUUCGGCACCGCAUGCUGACUCAGUUUUUCGACUGGUUUGACUCCAAUUGUGGCGGAGCCUGCUUCGUGGAAUGGUCAGCUCGAGUGCCCGGGCUUGCAGUCUCAGCCCUGGUCGCUUUUGGCCAUCACUGUUUUGCAGCUAGCGUGCCCUUGCACUACUAUAGGCAGCUUUUAGCGCAUUUUCAGAAGAUUCACUUGCAACUGCGACCAUUUAUGGCCAUUGCCUGGCAGCUCGUGACCAAAUGGGAGCUGCUUGAACCGGUACAACAUAGACCGCCACUGCCUGAGCCUUUGUUACAAGCUAUGACUACUUUGGGCAUUGCUUGGAAGUGGGACCGCUGGGCAGCUGCGCUCUUGGGGUGUUUUUAUGCAAUCUGCAGAAUAGGAGAGUUUCUAUCUGCUCGAAGGAAAGACAUUUUGACGCCGCAUGAUCUCCUUUGUGAAGACGAUGUCAUUUAUGUUCGCAUUUUACUUCCCAAGACCAGGCGCCGUGGAGCUUCCACGCAGUAUGCCACUAUUAGCGAGCCUUCUGUAGUUCGUUUUCUGGUUUCAGUUUGGCAGGAACUGCAGCCCAAUGAUUUGCUCUAUGGUGGUUCGCCUUCUGCUUUUAGGCGCCGUUGGGAUGCGACUUUGACAAAGAUAGGAGUGGGCCCUCAGCAUCGACUCACCCCGGGUUCCCUUAGAGGAGGGGGAGCGGUGUCUUGCCACCGACGAGGCAUGCCCAUAGCAGAUUUACUUUGGAGGAUGAGACUGCAAAACGUCAAAACGCUUUCUUUUCAUUUGCAAGAAACGACAGCCAUGUCAAUUCUUCCAGCUUUGCAACCUUCUGUCAGACAACGUGUGCAGUUACUUAGGGACUUGUUGCCGUUGUUUUUAGCCCAACGAGGCCCCGCAGCGCACAGCCGUGCACCUAAGUUUUCAACUUAA
This is a messenger RNA of Cladocopium goreaui, 5270 nucleotides long. Lineage: Eukaryota; Dinophyceae; Suessiales; Symbiodiniaceae. The record is from the annotation of a GenBank genome assembly.